This is a messenger RNA of Diabrotica virgifera virgifera (western corn rootworm), 4457 nucleotides long. RefSeq names its product probable DNA double-strand break repair Rad50 ATPase. The record is from RefSeq and is a predicted model, not a curated record. The transcript is spliced from 25 exons. NCBI's taxonomy places the organism in Eukaryota, Metazoa, Arthropoda, Insecta, Coleoptera, Chrysomelidae. Bases 161 to 4387 code for a protein of 1408 amino acids.
UCAAUGGAUAUGGAUGUAGCAUGCUGUGAAAGCUUAGACAAACGUCAAAAUAGUGAAAUAUGACAACAUUUACAACUUCAACUAGUGUUUACGUUUACCCAAAAUAACUUCUACUAUUAUCUAUUUACAGAAAAUUUACGUCUUUUAUUAGUUUUUUAAAAUGUGUACGCUAAAUAGACCGCAACAAAGACAUUUGGUCUCGGAUGACUGUUCCUGUCCGAUACCAAUUGGAAAUAGUGUUUGUGGUGAAACAAAAACGUUAGAUAUUAUUAAUGAGUUUAAAAGACUUUAUGAAGAGAAAAUGCAGGAGAUAGAUAAUACUAGUUGUGGAGACUGUUUGCAGGAGAAAAUGCAGCUACAGCAGAAUUGGAUUGGAGAUUUGACUGAACAAAAUGAGAUGCUUGUACGAGCCGUUGAGGAUUUAGAACUAGAAGCUACCGAACGUGUUAAAAUGCUAGAAGAAAAGUUACAAAGAAGUGCCGAAUGCAUUUGCGAGGUAAUGAAGAAGUACCGAGAAAACGAUAUAGCUGGAAGUCUUCUGGACGAACCACGGAAGAGGAUAUUUAAUCUAGAGAAUGAUAUGACUAAUGUAUUAGAAUUUUUGCGAAGGAUAAGGGAAGAGAAACGAUGGAAUACGGAAGGCCUUAAUUUUAUUGAACUUACAGAAGCAGAUCUUCUUGGAAGCGGAAUUCCUGAAGAUAUAAACCAGUACUUAAAUUAUGAAACCUUAAAGGCUGAGAGGAGAUCUACAGAAAAAGAUAGCACAAUCCAGAAGUUAGAAGCAAAAAUAGAUGAACUAAAUAGUAUGACGAAAGAAUUCCAAAUGAAAAAAGAUGAAUGUGAAAAUCUGCAAAAGAAUAUGAUCGACAUGCGGCAAGCUUUGACUGAAGAGGUUGCUACCAAACACGACACGGUACUUAAACUUAAGAGAGAGUGCCAAGAAUUGGAGGAACGAUGUAUCCAGGCCGACAAACAGACAGCGUUUCGAGACGACAUCAUCAAAGAACUGAGGAAGGAAAUUAAGCAGCUUAAGCAACAGGUAACUCAUGAAGAAGUUGAAAAGUUAAACAACACAAUUGAAGAACUUCGAAAUACUCUACAAGAAAGUAAAACCGUCCGAGAGAAAGAAGAUCAGGAAAAGCAUGUACAAAUGACCACCCUAAAUGAAGAAAUACAAAGACUGGGCAAUUGCCUGUGUGAAGCUAAUGCGAAACUACAGGAAAAAGACACCGAGAUUUUUACUUUGAACAGAACGAUCGAGGACUUUCAAUAUCAGUAUGAACCUACAAGUAAAACAAAGGUACAAACAGAUGGGAGUGAGCCGGACGAAGAACAAUUACAAAAGUUGAUACAGAGAGAUGAACUAAUCAAAUAUCAAGCCGAUACGUUGAGGAUGUUGCAACAGGAGUUACAGCGUUUGAAAGAAAAAGAUAAAGAGUUUGUGUGCGAUCGGGAGAUGAGCGAGGAAAACUGUGAUGGAAUUUGUUACUUAGAACAACAAGUUGAAUUGAUUAAAGGAAAAUUAGUGCAAAGUGAAAAUAGAGUAGAAGAAUUGACUAGAGAGAUUGAUAAUAAAGAAGAAAUCAUAAAAUCACAAAAGGACACGCUAAACUUCGUUGAAAAACAACUAGAUAUUUUAAGAAGUAAGGAAUCAGAAAUGAGGAUUGAUAAUGAACAUCAAUGUGCAUGUAUCCAACAAUUGAAGAGUAGGGUUACGGAACUGGAGACUUCAACGCAGGAUGCAGAAAGACGAGCAAACAAUUUACAAAUGGCCGUAGACUUAUAUACCAACACAAUUAAUGUUUUAGAAGCAAGUGAAGAGAAAUUUAAAAUGGAGAUCGAUCGUCAAAGAACUACCAUCAACAAUCUACAAGAAGCACUAGUCACUGCAAAAAAUGAACUCGACAAUACCAAACAGAAACACGACGACAAUGUGAUUGAGCAUCAAAAAAUGAUAGAAAAGCUUCUUCAAGUAAUGUCUGAUAACGACUUGGAAAAGGAAGAUCUAAUGAAUCAGAUUGGCAUAGUGACAGAAAAAUACGAACAACUACAAGAACUAAACUUUAACGUAGAAGUUGACCAUUACAAUAGUCUGCAAGAUGUUGAAGGACUAGAUCACCAACUAUUUAAGUAUCAAUGUUUACUAAAGAGUACAGAGGAUGAACUAAAAGAAUGUAAAUGCCAUUUAAAAAAAUUAAUAAAACAGAAAAAAAGUUUUGAGGACGUCAUUCAGUAUUUCAAACAAGAAAUGGCUAUCAUGGCGCAACAGCUAGAAAGCUUGCAAGAGUUGCUGACCAUGUCUAACGACACUGCACAAGAAGAAAACAGUAAACUUAUGUCCGCCUUCGUUCGUGUCCAGGAACUAAACCAACAAUUAACUAUUCAACUAGCUGCAGCCGAACAAAAAGUUGUGCUUGAGAACCAAAUGAACCAACUAAACGAAACCAAAAUCUCAGAAUUGGAACGAAUGGUCUCAAGCAAGGAGAUAGAUAUAGAUAAACACAGUGUAACUAUCACAAACAUCAAAGAGAAUCUGGUCUGCUCAUUACAACAAAACGAAGCAUUACAGAAGACCAUAACAUCAUUAUCAGAAACUGUCUACGAGUUUCAUCAGUGUGUUCAAAAAUACGAAAAUGACAGCUGCAAAUCUAAAGAAGUCACCAUCGUUUGUCAAAAUCAAAUUGAGAGUUGCAAAGAAAAAUUAAUUGAUCUCAAAGACUUACUUGAAAGAAAAACUUCCGAUCUGUGUAAGAUCGAAAUGGCAUACAACAACCAACACAGAUCUCUGAUGUGUUGUCAGAUGGAGCUAAAAGAAAUCAAAGAUAGACAGAAAAACAAACAGUAUUAUUUGAAGUGUGUCAUAGAGGAACUUAAAGAUAAGUUAAACAAAAGCGAGGAAGAGAGAAACAAACAAACAAGAGAGUUGAAAUUAAUGCAGGAAGAUUUGGGUAGUCUUAAACGUAAAAACGAGAAAAAGGAUGCGGAUAUCGGUCGAUAUAGGAGGAUUAUCAGUGAUCUGAAAAGAACGCUUACCGAAUUAAACAAAAAUCUGUCGAAGAAAGAAAUUCCGUUUAGAAGCAAAUGCAACAGAGAGGAAUGUAGAAGAUAUAUUGAACAGUUUAAUGAGACAGAUUUAGAAGUUUUACAAAAUCAAGAAGCAGGCACAUGCGUAAACUGUCCUUGCGAGGUGGACUUUUAUAGAAACGUAGUUGAAGCCUUAAAAAGAGCGGUUAACGAAAUAAAAAUCAGACUUACCAGUACCCAAAAGAAGAACAAAGACUUGGAAAAAGAACUACGAGAUAAGGAGUUACAAGUUCAAGAAAUAUCUAAAACACAAAUAGAAAAGGACAAGGAAUAUAAUGAACUCAAACAGAAGUUAAUGGAAAGAUUGCAAAUGGUCCAGGGUGAAGAAACGAAAUUUACCGAAAAAUCUAAACAAUUCGAAAAAGAAGUUGCGUCCCUAAAGAGGGAGUUGGAAUUGAAAACUUUGCAGCUCAACGAAGUUGAAAAAAGCACGCAGCAAAUUGCCGGUAAUAAAAGUAUACAACUGGUUUGCGCACAGGAGGAGAUCAAUGUUCUGAAAGAACAGCUAAAUAAGCUUCUUAGACAACAUUGUGCCGUUAAUAUGGAGAAUGAAAAAUUACAUACUCAAAGUACCAGAAUGCAAACUACAGUGACAAAUCUCGAAGAAAGAAGUCAGCUCUUGAAAGGUCAAGUCGAGCAAUACUUAGUGGAACUGCAGGUGGUGCAGAAAGAAAAAGACUCCCUCCACAUCCGAAAUCAGGAUCUACUUCGUGAACUUCGAGCACUACAAACGUCUUACGACCAACAAAGCGGACAACAAAGGUAUAACGAGGAAGCUAUUAAAUCCCUCGAAAGCGAACUAAAAGACGUCAAAAAGAACCGGGAUGAUAUAUACCUCGAAAGCAGAACCGUUGUCGAUUAUUUUAGGUUGUGGCUGCAGGAACAGAAAAAAAUCAAUGAGUUUACAGUUUCCAAAGAGAGAGAUUAUUUCAAAACUAUUGAAAUGUUAAAACAACAGAAUCAUGGUCCUUCAUGUCCGUUCGUGCAAAGUCCAUUCACGAGAAAUAUCAGUAAUCUUCGAAAUCGCCAAGAACAUUGUCAGUCUCCAUGGAGUUUGGGUUCCCAAGGAACAUCUUCAGUACACGAUGGAAGUCCCUGCAGAAGUCCGUGUAUAAACGAAGGUUCUGAUUGGUAUGCCACAAAUUUUAGAAAUGAUUCUGAAGACGAUGAAGUUGAAGAAGACGACGAUGAUUGGGUAACGAAAGUAGAAAAUUUAGCUGCUCAGGUGAGAAAAACGAAUAAAAUGUGGAGGCACAAAAUGGAAAAGGCUGACUUAACUGUAACCAAAGAUACCAAAAAAUGAAUAUUUAUUCAGUAUGAAGUUAUAUUAUUUAUAAACGUCUUUUUUAAAUAAAUACUUAAUUUAUUUCUAA